This is a messenger RNA of Oncorhynchus keta (chum salmon), 1245 nucleotides long. Its product is annotated as transmembrane protein 109-like. Bases 278 to 940 code for a protein of 220 amino acids. Lineage: Eukaryota; Metazoa; Chordata; Actinopteri; Salmoniformes; Salmonidae. The record is from RefSeq and is a predicted model, not a curated record. Gene Ontology annotation, biological process: cellular response to gamma radiation; intrinsic apoptotic signaling pathway in response to DNA damage by p53 class mediator. The transcript is spliced from 3 exons.
AGAAGAAAGGCAACGCAACUACUGCAGUACGUUGAGUUGGCCUGCCUACUUACUAUAUCCUAGAAACUUCCGUUAGAAACUGACUUUUUUUUUCUUGCCAUAUGUAAGACAUAGGCUACAUUGUAGCCAAUAUGUUCCUGUCCGUAAAGUGGCCGGUUUAGAUUGUCGUAGCAUAUAUUUUUUGCAGUGAAACCAUAUUCAACUAACCAUAUCCAACUAAAUUAAAAGACGUUGGAUGUUUUUUAUGGUUUGACUUUCAAUAAGGCGUCUGAAAAAAAUGAAAGUGUGUUUCGUCGUGUGUGUGCUGAGCACGGUGGUAGUUUCUUGUUCGGGAGAAAAUAGUCGCUUCGAGAAGUCAUUCAACUAUUCCCCGGGAAUGAUGCAAUUCCUCCGGGAGACGCUCACGGAUUUGUCCGAGGAGGCGCACGGUUACCUGGUCCACCUUCUCGGGGCAAGGUCCGUUGAAAAUGCACAGAAGUGUUUCUUUCAGGUGGUCAAGUAUCUGGCUGAGGCAGCGGCCAGUGGAGCGAAUGUGGUUAUGAAGUACCUCGCCCAGUUCCUGAUGGCAGCAGGAGUUGAUGUUGAAAUGCCUGUUAACAGUAUCACCCCAGAUGCUGUGGUCUAUAUCGGUCAGUGGCUUCUGCUGGCUCUCAUUGGCUACUGGCUGCUGUCCCUGGCCUUCCGAUGGGUGGCGUCCACUCUGAGGCGGGUCCUGUGGCUACUGAAGCUGGGUGUGGUUUUAGGACUGUUUUGCCUGAUCCUAAGUGACAGCAGUGCUGGAACGGAGACUACGGCGCUGCGAUUGGCCGGCCUGGUGAGCGUCUGCGUCCUAUUGGGUAUCGGGCAUUCUGGCACCGGGGGCGACAAAACCUACCUGGAGGAUCAAGUGAGGGUGCUAGAGAGACGAGUGAGAGAAAUGGAGAGGAGGAAAGAGAAGUGAGGGGUGGCUGGAUGGGAACUGAAAGGCCUUGUUUUGUACAUUAACCUAGGUCUAGGAUCGUAACAAGGACGUUGUACAUAAAGUUGUUUAAAAACAAAAAUGGUAUCGUUUUGCAUAAUGAAGUACUUUGCCUUUUUCAUAAAGAUCUUAGUGAAUGUGUGUGAGAAACAGAAUUGACAGCAAAUAUGAUUGGCUUGUUUUAAAGGAAACAGACGGACAGAGUAUUGUGUUUUCUGUUUAUUGAGGUGGACCUAUGCAUGUCCUACAAUAAAUGCUUUUGAUAUUCGCAGAAUAGAAACACUAAA